Messenger RNA from Blepharisma stoltei, 753 nucleotides. The record is from the annotation of a GenBank genome assembly. NCBI's taxonomy places the organism in Eukaryota, Ciliophora, Heterotrichea, Heterotrichida, Blepharismidae.
AUGGCUACCAAUGGCAAAUAUAAUAUGGUUCUGAUAUUGCUUCUAAUUUGCUCUUAUCUCAGCCAAGGCUUUGAGUGUGGAUCUAAAGACGAAUUUAGACCAUCAGACGAUGUUUACCCUUUCAAAUUGCAUUCCCUUCCUUAUCCAAAGUAUUUCUUGAUGCCUGUUUUGACAGCUGACAUUUUAAGUGCCCAUCAUGAUCAUCAUCACCAAUCAUAUGUCGAUAAAAUGAAUGCUUAUAUCGAAAAAACCCCUGACUUUCAAGACAAAACUCUAGUAGAACUCAUAAAUGAAGCAAAAAAUGAUGAGCAUCUUCAGAUGUUCGCUGGAGGUACUUAUAACCAUUAUUUUUACUGAUGGGUUUUAACAAGCCAAAAAAAUUCAUCACCAGAGCCUCAAGGAGCUUUAUUAGAAGAAAUUAACAAAGAAUGGGGAAGCUUCGCAACAUUUAAAGAAGAGUUUGAAAAAUCAAGCAGGAUGCUAUUUGGAUCAGGAUAUACGUGGCUCUGUGUUAAUUCAGACUCAAAGUUGGAAAUAAGAAACACUGUAAACCAAAUUAACCCAUUGAUGGGAGUAGAUGGAAGUUUAUGCUACCCUGUGUUGACUAGCGAUAUAUGGGAGCAUGCUUAUUACUUGAAGUAUAAAUGGGACAAGACAACUUAUUUCUCAUCAUUUUGGAAAAUAAUCGACUGGUCCAUAGUUGAGAUGUUCUAUGAGAAAUAUGCUUCAAAUUUGCAGCCAGUUCCACUGUAG